UUACCGUUCUUUGUCUUCUCCCAGAGAAAUUUGCCAGAAUUUUACCAGCUUUUUCAAAAAUAGUUCAAUUUUGUGAGUUGGCAAUGGUUUGGCUCUUAGUUCGUGGAGUUUUGCCACCUUUGUAUAUGAGUGUUACUAACCCCUACCCUGUAGAAGAUGAGAGCUUAAAUCAAGAUGGUUUAUUUCCUAUAACUGAACAGCAUUUAGCAUUAAUUGCAAAAAAAUACUAUAUCGAUCCUUAUCCAGGAAUAAAUGAUCUUUACAUAACCUUUUGGCGCCUCGAUUUGCAUGAUAUCUGGUGUCCUUCGGACAUUUAUGAUAAACAUAUUUCGUUUAUAGAAGCUGAUUUAAAACAAAUAACGUCAGAUCGUCGUUCGUCUACUGCUUCGCACCAAAGAAGACGAGCGUCGGAUGAUGUAACUAUACAAAAAGAGUUAAAUCUUUGCGUUCAAAGACUUAGUGAUUGGAAAACAGCAUUUGAAGCUGAAUCUGCAAUUUUAAAGACACAUCAAUCCAAAAUCAUUGAAUCACUGAAAGCCAAAAAAAACAAGUGGUUUCAACCAGAAUACGCUGGGCCUAAUGCUUUAGCAAAUUUUCUGCAACAUAUGCUAGCUCCUCGUAUUUUGAAUAGUCAAAAAGAUGCUCUUUACUGCGUUAAAUUUGUUUAUAUGCUAGUUGAAAUGGAUACUGAAGGCUUUGUUCUUAUGGAUUUUUUCAAUAAAUGGACAGGAAUGUUGACUCCUUUAGUCCGAUCGUGCAGUCUACAAGAGGCAGAUAGUUUAGGACUUUUUUUUAAUGAUAUGACUUCUAUAAUUAAUCAAUGGAUUAGAGAUCCUUCGUUUUUGGCGCAGUUUAUUAAGGAAAACCGUCAUUGCUAUGUUGGUUUAAUUACAAAAAAGUCAGUACCAUCUAAAGAAGCUGCAGACGACGUAUCUUCCAAUACCACAUCCCAAGCAUCCGAUGAAGAAGGCACUGUGUUAGAUUCGAGUGAUCUUUUAAAGAUUAUUGGAAAGUGGGAAAACCGUAUUUUUAGAGUUAUACAGCACGGUUUAUCGCUUACUGAAAGGGAAACGUCAUGGAUGUCGCAGAGAAUAGUGAUAAAAUUCUUAAAUACUACUCAUAAGAACUUCCCCAUUACAAAUAUUGCAGGAAAUCAAAUUCUCAGAGCCUUACCUGUUUUAAUAGAACGAGCCAAGGAAUCACGUUGGGAUGAUGUAGUUGCCAAUGCACGAGCACUUGAUAGAAAUUUAAGACUUGUAGAAUCUCGUUGGCUUAAAAGAAAAGAAGAAGAUUACGAUCAAGUGCAAAAAUUAAAUUUGCAAGGUCCGAAUGUUACUACAGUUCAAGAAACGGAGGAGAAACUAGACCUUAAAAAAAUAAAUAAUUUAUGUUCAGAUGGAAAAUCGUCUUUAAAUGCAGUUACUUCCACUAAUACGUCAACUUUUCAAAAUAGAAGCAACUUUUUAACACAAAAUAAUUCGUUCACUCAAAAAAGUGUGGCUACACCAUCAGCAAUUACAAAGGGUCCGAAAAAUCCAUUUCACGGUUCAUCCACUGUAGUUUCAGGAGCACGUGCAAAUGCUGUUGGCGGAGGCGAACCCACCUCCAAUGAAGUUUCUAAACGUGCAUUAAUUUCGCAUACUUCUCCGCAGCCGUUAACGCCAAAUCCUGAUUCUAAACGGCUCAAAGUCAAUCAAGAAGGGGCAUCCACCGUUCCUCACACAGAUGAGAAAUCGAACAACAAACAAGUGGCUUCAAUUCUGGAGAAGUCUACAAAAAGUUAUAGUUCUGGCACUCCAACUUCGAGUACGAUAUCAAACAAACAAGAGAUUCAAACAGAUGAAACAGACGGAAACGGUGGCACGCUAACACACUCAAAUGGUGCUUUUUCGUUACCUGAGACAGCGAAUAAACAUGAUAUCAGCAGUUUGACUUUAAAUCACUCCGUAGACGAAUCAAAGAAAAUAGUAGAAACUGAUCAAUCAAAUCGAAAACCGGUUGAUUCUAUAGCGUCGAAAAGUACAACAAACUUAGAAUCAGAAGAACGAAAAUUUGAAAAACAAAAAGAAAUCGAGGCAUUACGUCAACGAAUGAAAUCCCUUCACACGUAUCGCUCGAAAUCUGGAUCGGUUGACGGUUCUGGAGAGUACUUAGAUAGUGUCGAUACAAAGGAUUGUAAAACACCUGCUCACGACAUUUCCUCAAAGCACGUUUCCGCUCCGAACAAAGGAGAAAGUAUAGGUUUAGCUAGUAAAGUAGAAGAUGCAAACAGAAAACAAGACAAAGCGUCUGGGUGGUCGAAUAAGGAAGAGAGUAACACUCAGUUUCUAAAAACUAGCGUUAACAAUUCAAACGUCAUGUGGUCUUCUUCUUCUCAAGACGGAACCAAGUCAGAAAAAUCUAGCGUAUCGGUUUCUUACACAAAAGACGGAUCAGGCAAAACACUCACUAGUAGUCUCUCUUCAGAUACCAUACUAAAGAAAAAAAGAGUCAAUGAUGCGUUUCCGAAACGGGUGACUGAAACAAGAUGGUCGUUACCAAAAGAAUCUGCCUCUUUAGAAAAUAAAAAAGAUGCGAAUUGGAAUAUGUCUGGAGUAAUUGAUUUCGUCCCAAAUCGUGUUUUUAAUGGGUGUUCUCCACAGUCACGUGGUACAAACGAAAAGUUUAUAAGAGAAUCUUCUCGUACACCAAGACAUUCGGAAAAUUCUAAUUAUUCGAAUCGUCAGUCGACUUCUCGAUCUCGAGGAGUUGUCACCAAAAGACUACCCCCACCCCCGCCACCACCACCACCCCCUCCGGUAUCACUUGUUUUACCGAUUCAACUACGUCAUUUAGAAGGAACUCCAUCGAAAGAUGUAAGAAAUACUAUUUCAAAUCCAUGUUUACACGGUCGUGAGUACUGUGAUUUGAAACCGGGAUUAGAUACAUCGUUAUUACAAAAAUCUCAACCGAAUCCAUUACGGAAUUCUCAAUCAUGCGUGGCUGAUAAAAAGUCGAAUUCUCGUCUUGAAUCUCAUCAUGAUCAAGCACGAUAUAUAAACAGAUCCCUUGUAAGUAAAAAUAGCCAAGAUGGAAGUGGAAGAUGGCAUCAUAUAGAUUAUUCUUUUCCUCAACCUAACUCACCUACGUGGAAUGGCGUCUCACAUCAACGUGGAACAAGUGGAUGGUGUCGGAAUACGCUACCGUCAGGAUCAACUGAUUGGUCUAUAUACGAACGAUCCCACGGUCAAUCUAUAGCCCGUGAUGCGUCACGUGAUCAUCAGUCUUCACAAUCCUCUCUCCAUCAUAGUUAUAACCACCAUCCAAUUCUUUCUGACAGCGUCCAAUCGUUUUAUACCCAGCAAAAAAGUCCACCACUUUUCAAAAGACGUCAAGAUACUCGAUGUAUGAGCCUUGAACGCUAACCAUUAAUUUAGACCAUUAAUGCUUUGUAACUUUAUAGUGCACCUGAAUAAGAAAUGAAUAAUUUGAAUAGUUUUGUGCGUCGAGUUUAGUUAACAAAAUCGAUAAAAUGUAAAAAAAAAAAAAUAUGUGAAGAAAAGCAAAUUAUUGACUAGAGAACGGAAAUUCUUAACCUGAUACAGACUACGUUUUUCAUGAAUAAUUUGAGGGAGUAAUAAGAAAAACAUGACGUUAUCUCGUAACUUUUUCUGCUAGACGUGGUGAAAGUUUUUAUUUCACAAACUAAGGGAAUAACGUUAGUAACUUGUUAGUUUCGUUUUUCUUAGAUUAAUGUAACGUGAAGAACAACUUUUUUCCAAAUGAAUUUAUUUUUUAUUGUCAACUGUUUUUUUUUUUUUAAAUAAGUCUUUUUAUAAAACGCUUUAUAAACAU
Messenger RNA from Hylaeus volcanicus, 3834 nucleotides. RefSeq lists its product as uncharacterized. The record is from RefSeq and is a predicted model, not a curated record. Gene Ontology annotation, biological process: mRNA export from nucleus; mRNA processing. Gene Ontology annotation, molecular function: mRNA binding. Gene Ontology annotation, cellular component: THO complex part of transcription export complex. NCBI's taxonomy places the organism in Eukaryota, Metazoa, Arthropoda, Insecta, Hymenoptera, Colletidae. Bases 84 to 3404 code for a protein of 1106 amino acids. The transcript is spliced from 10 exons.